Molecule: messenger RNA, 234 nt
Organism: Laccaria bicolor S238N-H82
Lineage: Eukaryota; Fungi; Basidiomycota; Agaricomycetes; Agaricales; Hydnangiaceae
Exons: 2
Coding region: 1-234 (77 amino acids)
Source: RefSeq, a predicted model, not a curated record
AUGGCAGACGCUUGCGCAGGAUUACAGUCCAUUGUCCGAGCCUUCGUCGUCGCAGGCUCACCCGUCGCAGGUUCCGCCAUCUCAGCCAGCUCUGCCUUUGCAGCCUCUGCCGAGCCAGGCUCCGCCGUCCCAACCCUCAUUUGCCCAUUCCACAAAUCAUCCGCUUUCCGAUGCGGAAAGAGGAGAGCGGUACCGUCAAGAACUCUUUGCCCAGUGUGCGGACGGCAAACAUGA